AUGAGUAGUGAUGAUGAACGGAACCGUCCUGGAAACUCAGUUGCCGGAUUGUCUAACCUUCAAAUGCGUGCUUUGAAUGAUUCUAAGUCUAAUAUGUUGAACGUAGGUUUAGAUCAGAUCCAUCAGAGGCUUGAUGAGCUCCAGGCCAGCCAAGCUCCUUCUAGAGCCGGAGCAAGAAGAGACCGUCCGCGUAGGAACACUCGGUCUGACGAUGAGAUCCGAGAGGAGGAUGAUCAAGAGGACGAGGCCAGAUCAGCAUACCGUCCAAGAAGAGGUCCUAGAACCCGAGAUCCAGGUGAUGCCAAUCCUUUUGCUAGAAAUGAACGUACUAAUGAUAGCCUAAGUGGAUUGAAACUAAAAAUCCCACCUUUUGAGGGUAAAAAUGAUCCUGAUAUUUUUCUUGAAUGGGAAAGAAAAAUUGAAUAUGUCUUUGAUUGUCAAAACAUUUCUGAACUUAAGAAAGUUAGACUAGCUGUUACUGAAUUCUCUGGCUAUGCUAUUAAUUGGUAUGAUCAAGUUGCGACCCUUAGGAGGAGAACAGGUGAGAGACCGAUUGAGACAUGGGAUGAGUUUUCCAUGCUGAUGAGGAGACGAUUUGUUCCUGCUCAUUAUCACCGAGACCUCCACCAGAAACUCAGACGCUUGCUUCAAGGCACUAAGUCCGUGGAAGACUACCACCAGGAGAUGGAAACUUUGAUGAUCAAGGCUGAUGUAGACGAGCCCAGGGACGCCACUAUGGCUAGGUUCCUCUCUGGGCUUAACCGAGACAUCCAAGACCGUAUGGAGCUUCAAGAGUAUGGUAGUGUGGAACAGAUGCUACACAAGGCCAUCUUGAUCGAGCAACAAGUUAAAAGGAAGAGUUUCUCAAAGCCGGCCAUUACCUCUAAACCGGCCUACUCUCCUAGACCGGCUUUUGCUCCUAAGCCAAGCUACCAAGACAAAGGUAAGUCUUCUUCCACAACACAUAAUGCUUUUAAAACUGAUGUCCCUGCUCGUGAUGACAAAGGAAAGGCAGUUGAUACUUCUGGCCGAGCAAGAGACAUUAGGUGUUUCAAAUGUCAAGGUCUAGGACAUUUUGCCAAAAACUGUCCCAACCAACGAGUGAUGAUUCUUACCGAGAAUGGAGACGUUGAAUCUGAGGAUGAGCAGGAGAACAAAGAAGAUCUUCGUCCUAUCUUUGAUGAAGAGGACGAGUCCUUUGGAUAUCCGCAUCAAGGGCCACUACUCGUUGCUAGGAAAGGCAUGGUCGAGUCUAUUUUCGAUGAGACGGACGACCGCUUGGUCGAUGGUUCCGACCCAGCCUUUGAUGAUGAGUCCGACCCGAUCUAUGAUGAGGAGCCUUGCUUCGACUAUCCAGCUCAUGGUCUUCUACUUGUCACAAGAAGAACUCUGAGUGUCCAACCCAAAAACAAUGAAAAGGAACAAAGGGAGAAUCUCUUUCAUUCUCGAUGUUUAGUUUUUCUGAAAAGGUUGGAAUGGCUAAACGAGGCUGGAGAACAGUAUGUGAAAGAGCAAGUCACUGUCCCUAUUACCAUUGGCCGAUAUGAGGACAAGGUCGUUUGCAACGUUCUUCCUAUGGACGCAUGCCACAUUCUCUUGGGCCGGCCAUGGCAAUUUGAUAAAAGAGCCGUGCAUGAUGGCUUCACAAACCGACACUCCUUUGAUCAUAAAGGGAAGAAGAUCACGCUUGUUCCUUUGACACCUUUGGAAGUUCAUCAAGAUCAGAUCCAGCUCAAGAGGAACCGUGACAAGGAAACCAAGCCAGAUGAACCUGAAUCAUCCCAACGGAACUCCAAUUUCUAUAUCAAACAAAGUCAGGUCAAGAGAUCUCUUUACUCUCAAAAGCCAUUUCUUUUACUUGUGUACAAAGAAUCUCUUAUGGCUUCUUCUUCUGACCUUGCACCGGAGAUUCCGAGUGAACUUUUAGAUGUUUUGCAGAAGUAUUCUGAUGUUUUUCCAGAUGAGAAUCCUAAGGGAUUACGCCCAGUACGAGGCAUUGAGCAUCAGAUCGACCUUGUUCCAGGCGCGUCUUUACCAAACCGGCCAGCUUACCGUACCAAUCCGGUAGAGACCAAAGAACUUCAGAAACAGAUUGGUGACCUUCUUGAGAAAGGCUACAUCCGGGAAAGCCUCAGUCCUUGUGCCGUUCCUGUCCUUCUCGUGCCCAAAAAGGAUGGUUCUUGGCGCAUGUGUGUGGACUGCCGUGCCAUCAACAACAUCACGGUAAAGUAUAGGCAUCCCAUCCCUAGACUAGAAGACAUGCUUGAUGAGUUGCAUGGAUCAUGUCAUUUUGAUGUUGUCUACUUUGAUGACAUUCUUGUCUAUAGCAAAAACCUUGAAGAUCAUAAGAUGCAUCUCAAAUCUGUUCUUGAAGUUCUUAGGAAAGAAAAACUCUUUGCCAAUCUUGGUAAAUGCUCUUUUGGAACAGAUCACGUGGUGUUCUUAGGUUUUGUUGUAGGUGCUGAUGGACUUAGAGUGGACGAGGAGAAAAUCAAAGCCAUCCGAGACUGGCCAAGUCCUUCGACCGUGGGCGAGGUAAGAAGCUUUCAUGGUCUGGCCGGUUUCUAUAGACGGUUUGUUCCGGACUUCAGUUCCAUUGCUGCUCCUCUGACUGAAGUGAUCAAGAAGAACGUCGGUUUCAAAUGGGAACAAGCCCAAGAAAAAGCUUUUCAGAUGUUAAAAGUGAAGUUGACUCAUGCUCCUUUACUUGUACUUCCUGAUUUUUCUAAAACUUUUGAGAUUGAAUGUGAUGCUUCCGGAGUUGGGAUUGGUGCUGUCUUAAUGCAGGAUAGGAAACCCAUUGCUUACUUCAGUGAGAAGCUUGGAGGUGCCACACUCAACUACCCCACCUAUGACCAGGAGCUAUAUGCUUUGGUGAGAGCUCUCCAAACGUGGCAACACUAUCUUUGGCCUAAGGAGUUUGUUAUCCACACGGACCACCAGUCCAAGAGACACGCAUGUUGGGUUGAGUUCAUUGAGACAUUUCCUUAUGUUAUCAAGUACAAGCAAGGUAAGGAAAAUGUUGUGGCUGAUGCUUUGUCCUGA
This is a messenger RNA of Brassica napus (rape), 3045 nucleotides long. RefSeq lists its product as uncharacterized. The coding region runs from base 1 to 3045 and encodes 1014 amino acids. NCBI's taxonomy places the organism in Eukaryota, Viridiplantae, Streptophyta, Magnoliopsida, Brassicales, Brassicaceae. The record is from RefSeq and is a predicted model, not a curated record. Gene Ontology annotation, molecular function: nucleic acid binding; zinc ion binding. The transcript is spliced from 3 exons.